UCGCUGUGGUCGAAGAGAUCAAAGGUCAUUGCUCUCGAAAGAGUAGUUUGAAAACGCACUUGGAGCACAUUCUUCGCAGGGACAAAAAGCUUUUGUUUCUGAAACUUUCUGUAAACUCUGUCAUUUCACAGUUAUUUUAAACCGAACGACUGGUAAAAAUGCCCCGUGAAACCAAGGCAAACAGGCGCAAAAAUCCAAGCCCAAAACUCAGUGAGGUUCUGGAGGAGCUCAACACGCUGAAAAAGGCCCACGAAAACCUCAUCCAGGACAAAAAAGGCCAGGGUCUUUCUACCAAGGUGGUAGCUCUUGAGCGUGAAAAUGCUCAAUUGAAGAAAGAACUGGAAGAACUUGCUGUUUCAACUGACACCAAAGAGUUGAGAGAGAAAUUCAAAAACUUAAAAGAAGAGAAAUAUCAGACGAGUGAAGAACACUUGACCCUGAAACAGGCCAACCUUGACAUGGUCUGGGAACUUGAAGAGUGCAAGGCCGUGUUGGUCCAACAAAUGGACAUCAAUGACAAAAAUGAAGCUUGCAUCAAAAAGCUGAAACAGCAGCUUAAAGAUUUCAAAGAGCAGAAGGCUGCAAAGGGAGGCAAAGGACCCAAACCAGACAACAAUCAAGCCUUUGAGGACCUUAAAAGAAAAUAUCAAGAGUCUCAAGAAGAAAAUGAAGAAUUAAAGGCAGAAUAUCAAGUUCUGGUUGAUGAAUUUGGAGAUUUGGAGAAAGAAAAGGCUGACUUAAACAAGAAACUGGAGGUCUCUGCUCAGCAUGAAUCCACUAUCGCUGAGCUGAAACAGCAACUGAAGACACAUGAGGAGGAAAAAAAGGCACUCCUUGAAUUGGUCAAACUAAAGGAAAAAGAAACUGAAGAUGCAAAAGGGGAGUUGGAAGAACUGAAGGCAAACAAAGAGAAGACAUCAGCCUCUGUACAGACUGACUCUGUGAAUCAGGAAUGCAUCACCAAAGAGGGAGAAACCACAAAUCCCAUAGAUCAGACUGUGAAAAAGACAACAGAGGUUGAAAAAACAAACUCUCCUGACACAGAAAAUGAUGGAAGGGCUGAAAAGGAGAGUGAUGGAAUAAAGGAAGAUCCUCAAGAAAUCCAAGAGGAACUUUCUGUCAAGAACCUUGAAAGCAGGGAGAAAACAGAACAACAGGUUGAAGUAGAAGUGAAAUCAAAGAAAGGAAAGAAGGUCAAGAGGUUUUCCUUCACCAAAUUCUGCCGCAGAUUGUUUUGCUUGAAAAAGUAAAGCAAGCGACUGCGCAGAAUUCAAAAAAGGGGCUGCAUGGUUAAAUUGGCGUUUUCUUUCCAUGCAUGCGUGGGGUUUUCUCUGGGUGCUCUAGUUUCCCCCCACAAUCAAAAAAAUACAUUAGGACUGUACAACAAUCACUGCUAAAAGGACUUCAACAUCUGCUACAUCCUCUUCUAGAUCAAAUAAACGGACUUGAACCAUUUCCAAAAAAAACGGGCUGCAUGGUUAAAUUGGCGUUUUCUUUCCAUGCAUGCGUGGG
This is a messenger RNA of Oryzias latipes (Japanese medaka), 1512 nucleotides long. RefSeq lists its product as uncharacterized. Lineage: Eukaryota; Metazoa; Chordata; Actinopteri; Beloniformes; Adrianichthyidae. The record is from RefSeq and is a predicted model, not a curated record.